This is a messenger RNA of Phodopus roborovskii (desert hamster), 1661 nucleotides long. RefSeq names its product replication factor C subunit 5 (gene Rfc5). The transcript has 11 exons. Bases 101 to 1117 code for a protein of 338 amino acids. Gene Ontology annotation, biological process: DNA repair; DNA-templated DNA replication. The record is from RefSeq and is a predicted model, not a curated record. NCBI's taxonomy places the organism in Eukaryota, Metazoa, Chordata, Mammalia, Rodentia, Cricetidae. Gene Ontology annotation, molecular function: ATP binding; DNA binding; ATP hydrolysis activity. Gene Ontology annotation, cellular component: nucleus; DNA replication factor C complex.
AGGAAGCCGGAAGCGGGAGGCGAAGCCUCGCGAGGGUUGGUUUGCGCGCGGACUCUGAGUGCGGCGGGUCGGUGGCCCGGACCCGCAGCAUCUGUCACUCAUGGCGUUGGUGCCUCCGGAGCAGCGGCCCUCGGCGGCCCGGGCCCGGAACUUGCCCUGGGUUGAAAAGUACCGGCCACAGACCCUGGCCGACCUCAUUUCUCACCAGGACAUUCUGAGCACCAUUCAGAAGUUCAUCAGUGAGGACCGCCUGCCACACCUGCUUCUCUAUGGCCCUCCGGGGACAGGAAAGACAUCCACCAUCCUGGCCUGUGCCAAGCAGCUGUACAAAGAUAAAGAAUUCAGCUCCAUGGUCUUGGAGCUGAACGCUUCUGAUGACCGAGGGAUAGACAUUGUCCGGGGGCCAAUCCUCAGCUUCGCCAGCACAAGGACAAUCUUCAAGAAGGGGUUUAAGCUUGUGAUCCUGGAUGAAGCUGAUGCCAUGACUCAAGAUGCCCAGAAUGCCUUGAGAAGAGUGAUUGAGAAGUUUACAGAAAACACCAGGUUCUGCCUCAUCUGCAACUAUCUGUCCAAGAUCAUCCCUGCCUUGCAGUCUAGGUGCACAAGGUUCCGAUUUGGUCCCCUAACGCCGGAACUCAUGGUUCCCCGCCUGGAGCAUGUAGUGCGAGAGGAGAAUGUUGACAUCAGUGAAGAUGGAAUGAAGGCCCUUGUCACUCUGUCCAGUGGGGAUAUGCGCAGGGCUCUGAACAUUCUGCAGAGUACCAACAUGGCCUUUGGGAAGGUGACAGAAGACACCGUGUACACCUGCACCGGACACCCCCUCAAGACAGACAUCGCCAACGUUCUGGACUGGAUGCUGAAUCAAGACUUCACCACCGCCUACAGGUACAUCAUGGAGCUGAAGACUCUGAAGGGCUUGGCUCUGCAUGACAUCCUGACUGAGGUUCACUUGUUUGUGCACAGAGUUGACUUUCCAUCUUCGGUUCGGAUACAUUUAUUGACUAAAAUGGCAGACAUUGAGUACAGACUCUCCGUCGGCACCAGCGAGAAGAUACAGCUGAGUUCCCUCAUCGCUGCUUUUCAAGUCACCAGGGACCUGAUUGUCUCCGAGGCCUAGCCGCUCCAAAGCCUGCUGGCCUGCCUGGGGCCCACUGGCGACUGGAGGACAGAGGGCUUGUUUACAGGUGAAGUACAGCCCUGUGCCGCUGAAUAAAGCUGGUCACAGAAGCUUCCCCCAGGCAUUUGGGAGUGCUGUCUGCUGUUUGGAGCCGGGAUCUACAGAGCAACUUUAAUCUGUGACUAUCCACUGCUUGUCUUUUGUAGGGCAAAACAAAUCUUUGUGUGUGUGUGUGGGGGGGUAUGCUUUGGGGUGCUUUAAAGUCGUGACUGUCAAUUGCUGGGGUGACAAAACUGGCCUUACCUCAGUUAGCUCUGCAGUGUCAAGUUGAACAUGCUUCAGAUGUUGUCCAGCUCAAGACCUGCAUCUCCGAAGUUAACCUUUCUCACUUUUGUAUCUGCUUUAAAUGGGUGCUAGUGGGUUUCUGAUCAAAACUAUUCCUAACAUGGUAACACACCUAUAAUCUCAGGACUCGGGAGGCUGAGGAAGCAUUACCAGCUACUUGCACGUCAGCCUGGUGAGAUAAAUUAUGUCAGAAAUACAA